Lachancea sp. 'fantastica' is the source of this 2064-nucleotide messenger RNA. NCBI's taxonomy places the organism in Eukaryota, Fungi, Ascomycota, Saccharomycetes, Saccharomycetales, Saccharomycetaceae. The record is from the annotation of a GenBank genome assembly.
AUGUCUGCGUCAAAACCAAUGACAGUUUCCAAAGUUGUUCUUCCUUUGCUCACUACUGUUUUUUUCCGACCACAAAAUGCCGAAUUGGUUUCCGAUAAUCUCUGGAAACCGCCCAGCAAAGAGUUUGCAAAAAAGGUUCUGCCGUCCGGGGAAGCCAGAAAAUGCAUUGGCCAACCGGAUUCUCACACGAGGAUUGAGAGCUGCGAGAUAUUCGAAUAUUGCGCCGUGUGCCACUGCUCAACCGAUUCUGCAGAACAGUUUUCAAUGUUUGUUCAUUGCGCAAUACCCUUAGACCAACACUUGACGAAAGAUCAAAGCCAGCAAUUGAUAAAGCUUUCUGCAACACUUAUGAUUGAAGUUGUAGUGGCCCCCUAUGAUAUUUACACCCCGGGGGCUACAAACAAGGGAGAGCGGGUCCUGUGCUUGCUUGGAUCGCAGCAGAAGGUCAAUGCAGCCAGGGCAAAAGUUCAGGCAUUACUUGACCUCUUUGGUAAUGAAGUGGUCGAAUACGUGAAUGUGGGUAGUCCCGCGCUCUUUCCGGUUUGUGCUGGUGUUGGUCUCAACAAUUUGGAGUUUUUCCAAAAGCUUUACAACGUGGAGGUCAUAAUGCCACAAAUCUGGGAUACAUCUUCCAACAUAAUUUUCAUCUCCGGAAAGAUCCACUCUUCCGUUUUGGCUGCAAAAGAACGUCUCGAAGCACUGGUCCAAGAAGCUGAGGAAAGCAUCUACUACUCUGCGCUGCAAAACAUGUCCACGUUGAAACUGCUAUUCUUAUCCAAGUUCCGCCAGCGCGAAACAAACGCGAUCAUGGAAAAGCAUCAAUGCUUCAUUCAGCUAGAAGCGGAAACUGUAAGAUUUGCCUCCACCUCUGUCACGGCUUUGCGUUCUGCUAUGAGAGAAUUUACAUUGGAAGCCUUGAUGCCAGUGUUCGAAGCACACGUUGGCUUUCCCGAUGCCGAUGAAUUGCAACAAAGUAAGUUGGUAAACAACAUUCAUAGACUUGUGUCCGACCAUAAUGUGAUCAUAAUGCAACCGAACACGUCGGCGAAUAGCAUUGUGCUGACAGGUAACUUCCAGAACAUUUCCAAAUGCCUAGUCGCCAUAGAAGAUCUAGGAAUUUCGAGUCGAGUACUAAUCAAAAUUUUUAUCGAGUUGGAUUCAGAAUACAAAGACUUUGUCUCUGGCAAAAAGAGCGGCAAGAUCAACAGAAUAAUGGAAAAUGCCAAAUGUGACAUUAAAUUGAUCUUGAAGGACAGUUAUCAAAAUAUGUUCAUAACACUGACUGCUGAUUCUUUCCAGAAGUUCAAACUUGGAAUUUCUCUCCUCAGCGAUGAAUUGCCAGCAGAAGAUUCGUUUUUCAUUCCCGAUGCAUAUCACAGGCCUGUGAUCGGAACAAGAGGCUCAGUGAUACAAACGAUAAUGAGAAAAUACAAUGUCUUCAUUCAAUUCUCAAAUACUUCCCAAGCCGGACGAUUCAAUUUCGGCUUUAUCAGACUGCACAAUGUGAUUGUCCGCUGCCCCUAUAAAAACAGAAAAUCCAUUCCCUUAGCCAAGAAUGAGUUAAAACGUAUCGUGGCCGAGUACAGUGAGUUGCAACCUAAUGCAUGUAUACGGAUGUCAGCGGGUCACUAUAGGUACUGCUUCAACGAUACUCCGAGCAUGCAUAAAGUAAUCAGUGACAUCGAAAGGAAGACAGGAACGUAUAUCCUUUUCCCGACACAAAUUCCCAGCAGUGAUCGAACUCUGGAAAUUCGGGGAAAUGAUCAAAGCUCUGUGGAUGCGGCUCGAGAGUUGUUGAAACAUCUGUCGACAGAAAGGCUGAUAACAUUUGAUAACCCGUUUUUGGACCCUAUUGACUUUUCCAACAAAGUUGUGGCAUCGCUCAGAAAAGCUCUUAACAUCGAAGCAACGCUAGACGGGAAACUAUUGAGGUUAAACUUCAUAGCUCUUGAUGACAAGCAAAUAUCCAAGGCGAUGGAAAUUGUUGAGACAUACGUUGGCACAAAAAAUCGGAUAAAAGCAGAUCGAAUGAUAGAUGCAAAAUCACUUCUCCUAAGUUCCUAA